This is a messenger RNA of Effrenium voratum, 585 nucleotides long. Lineage: Eukaryota; Dinophyceae; Suessiales; Symbiodiniaceae. The record is from the annotation of a GenBank genome assembly.
AUGAGUAUGGUCUGCAUCUCCACCACGGUGGGCGUCCUCUACAAGGCCUCACAGGCAGCGAGCGGAGGCUUCAAGUACUCCACGACCUCGGCGAUUUGUAUGGCGGAGAUGGUGAAGCUAGCUCUUAGCUGCAGCUUUCACGCCAUGGACAAGUCCCACGGGGUGGCGUUUCCGGGGUCCAUCAAGAUCGCCUUUGCCAGCGCCAAGGAGCAGCUGAGCUCGCACGCGGUGCUGCACAUUUACAUCCUGGGCUUCUUGUAUGCCAUCAACAACCAGCUGUCCUUCUACAUCUACAUGCUGGUGGACCCGGGCACGGUCUUCCUCUUCAAGUCCGCCUCCACGAUGAUCGUGGCGGCGGUGCAGUGCACCUUCGCCGGCAAGACCUUCACUGGGGACCAGUGGAAGGCCAUGAUGCUUCAGGCCUGCGGAAUGGUCACGGUGCAGUACGAUCCCUGCAAGGGCGCCGGGGUGUACACGCCCUUCGCCUACCUCUGCCUCUGUCUUAGUACCUCCAUCACGGCGAUCUCCGCGGCGCGGAACGAGUUGAUUCGACUGGCCGUCAACCUGGCGCCUUUGGUGGUCUGA